UAUGGAGAUGUCGUGCUGCCUGCAUCACCGCCACCUUCCGCACCACCAGGAUUCAAGUCAUCAACACACACCAUGCAGACCAGACAACAAGCCUCUAAGACUGACACACCGACUGCUUCGACCUUUCCCAUGGUCGAGGUGGCUGGACCGGAUGGUCCUAUCCUCGUGCAUCGGCCAUGGACAGCAGCUGAUGUAAGAGAGGCGGCAGAACACCUGCCAGAUCCACGCAACUCAGGAAUGAAAUUUAUUGAACAAUUUCUGAAUUUUUGUCAAGAAUUCCGACCUACAGGAGUUGAAAUACGAAGGAUUCUGGCAAAGAGACUUGGGCCAGGAGACCUGCUUAAAAUCUCCCAACGUAUUCCCAGGCCUGAGUUGAAAAUUGUUCACGUAGAUUGGGCUCAUGCUAAAAACAUGGAGUAUCGAGAUGCGCUCCUUGAGCUAGGUGACGCACUGAGGAAAGCCUUUCCUCCCAAGGUUGAUAUGUCUAAAAUAGCCAGCUGCAAACAAAAACCAGAAGAACAGGUCGAUGACUAUGUAUCCAGAUUGACUGCCAUCUUUAACGAACAUAGUGGGCUGGAGCAGCCUGGUGCAUCGGAGAGCCACCCCUGCAAUUCCAUCCUCACAGGUAUGCUCCCUGAGUUACAUGAUAUUGUUAUCCGCACAUAUGUGGGGUGCAAAGAAGAAUGUCGACUGAAUGAUCUCAAGCGACAUGCACGCCAUGCACAACUGACUCAGCAACAGAAGAAGAAAGCUAAGCAGGAAAAGACUGAGAAAGAACUGCAUAUGGCAGCCCUCACUAUGUAUUCUGCAUUGGCAACAAUGCAGGGGCAGCGAGGACGAGGCAGAAGCCGUGGACGCGGGGGAAAAGGAGGUGGUAGAGGAGGUCAGCACGGACAAGGCUCUGAAGAUCCCAACACCUGUUACAGGUGUGGCAAAAUUGGACACUGGGCUAGAGACUGUCCCAUGAACGCUUUGGAUGAACAGGCACGAGCACACGGCACGUCUGAUUGACAGGGACAGGACGAAGGGCGAGGGACAUCACUCGAAGGCUCUGCAGAACAGGGAAGUGAAACACACACACAGCCACAUGCAUGUUUACAUAAUGAUGAUAGCCAGGAGCACACACACCAGCAUGUUCAUGCUCAUGUACAUAAUGCUAUAAGAUAUCUUGAACAGAAAAACACACCACAGGUUGAAACUUAUGUACAAUAUGCAGGUGAUCCUAAAACUGUUUUUCCUUUAUAUGCGUUGACAAUAGAAGGGACUGAAGUGAUGUUUUUGGUAGAUUCAGGAGCUACAAAUUCUGUGAUUAUGGCUUCCACAUUUUCACACACACCAAAAAUGACUGGUAACCAUGUGUAUUCUGUCGGAGCAUCUGGCCAAUCGAUUAAAGAGAGAGUGACCGCUCCUCUGCGUUGUAUUACACCAGAGGGGGAGCAAAUAAAGCAUGCAUUCUUAUUCUCACAUCUCUGCCCUGUUAAUCUGCUCGGCAGAGAUCUCAUGUGUAAAUUGGGGAUAUGUUUGAUAUCGACUCCGGACGGGUUAAAGGUGAGUUCUCUCACCUCCCUGACAGGACCCGAUGAAUCAUUGAUAGCUGUUAUGCAUGAUCCCCGACAAUUGUUGUAUGCAUAUCAGUGGAAGUUAGAGGCUUCUGCAUCCACUGAUCAGCUGAUACAAAAAAUAAGAACGCUUGUGUCUCCUACAGAUACAGAUUUUCUAACAAUCAAUGAAUUACAUUGUACAUCUCAUGUGAAUCUUGGCCCGGACUCUGACUAUGAACACACAUGGCUCCAAGUGACACAAGAACGACUGACUACGGUCUCCCUUUUCUGGGAUGACCACCGCGCAGCGCUUUCUGUUUGUUUGACUGAGAAUCAGAAAAGACUUUUUGAUGCAAACAAUUGUUUUCCUCACGUGUCUUUUUCCAAACACGUGAAGGAUAGAUGGGAAGAUUUGGGGUUGUUUGUAGAAAGAUGUGUACAUAUUCAAGACUGGCAAAGCACAAGUGACCCAUUGGUCACUUACUCUCCCCAGCUGCAGGUAUAUAAACAGUCAUUACAGUCUUCUUUCCACGGCACACGCACUGUGCAGUUGUUGCCGCUGAACGACUCAUUCUCACACAAGAAAUAUGUCUUAUUAUCAGCAGAAAAUGUUAAGCAUGUACCUGCUCUGAAAGAAGUGCCUGAUAUUCUGUGGGCAAAGCAUAAAUAUGAUGUAGGACUAAUUCAGGGUUGUGAGCCAGUAAUGAUAACUGCAAAAUCUGACUUUCGCCCAUGCAAACAACAAUAUCCUUUAAAACAAGAGGCUAUUGAUGGCAUUACUCCAGUGUUCAAUCACCUUUUGCGAGCAGGCGUAAUUGUUCCAUGUCCUGAUUCUCCGGUUCGCACACCUUUAUUCCCUGUCAAAAAGAUUAGGGAUGAAGGCCAACCAGUUGAAUAGCGAUUUGUACAAGACCUACAAGCUGUGAAUGCUGCAGUACAGCCACGUGCUCCCAAUGUUCCAAAUCCCUACACUAUUUUAUCACAAGUGCCUGCAGAUGCUAAGUUUUUCUCAGUAGUUGAUCUCUCAAAUGCCUUUUUCAGUGUGCCAGUGCACCCUGAUAGUCAAUUUUGGUUUGCUUUUACCUUUAAUGGCAAACCAUACACGUUCACUCGUUUGUGUCAAGGUUAUUGUGAGAGUCCAACUAUUUACAAUGCAGCUCUUAAGGACAGCUUAGAGCCUUUAGUCCUGACCCCCAGGACAGCAUUGUUGCAGUAUGUUGAUGAUUUGAUGAUUUGUAGCCCCACUAAAGAGCAGUGUGAGGCUGAUACAGUGACUCUGUUACGGCAUUUGGCUGAUCAUGGGCAUAAGGCCAGUUUGUCUAAACUUCAAUUUGUACAGCAGGAAGUUGUUUUUCUGGGUCAUGUGAUCACAGCAGAGGGCAAAUCCCUCUCACCCAAACGUGUAGAAGCUAUUCAAAAAUUGCCCAAACCUCUGACAAAAAAACAACUAAUGUCUUUUUUGGGAAUGUGCUCUUAUUGUCGACAGUUUAUCCCUAACUAUGCUGAGUUAGAGGCCCCGUUGGGAGCCCUAAUUUAUGGUAAAGGUCUACAAUCUUCAGACCGUUUGACCUGGACUCAUGAUGCAACACAGGCAUUCACUGAUUUGAAGCUUUUAUUGCAGUCAACUCCUACAUUAGGCCUCCCAGACCCACUCAGGCCUUUUACUCAGACUGUGGAUGAAAAGAAUGGUUGUAUGACAUCAGUUCUUUUGCAGGAACAUGGAGGGCGGCUGAGACCAGUGGCCUAUUUCUCUUCUAAGUUAGACCCAGUGGCUGCUGGACUGCCUCGCUGCCUCAGGGCAGUAGCGGCUGCAGAGAAAGCUGUUUUAGCUUCUAGGGAAAUUGUUGGAUAUUCUGAUCUAACUCUUCUUGUUCCCCAUGCAGUCUCUAUGAUCCUGUUGGAACAAAAAACCUCUCAUCUUUCAACAGCACGUUGGUUAAGAUACAACACUGUUUUGUUGGAUAUGCCUAACAUUACUGUGAAAAGAUGCACUGUUCUUAACCCUGCCACUCUUUUGCCUUCUCCAGAUGAUGGUGAAGCUCAUGAUUGUGUUGCUAUUCUUCAACAGGUUUGCACACCCAGACCCGAUCUGCGAGAGACUCCUCUUACUAACCCUGAUCUUGUCUUUUAUGUUGAUGGUUCUGCCUUUCGAGAUACUCAGUCUGGGUUAAACAAAGUGGGCUUUGCUGUAUGUGAUGAUCACUCCAUAGUGCAAUCGGGCUCUUUGCCCUCUAACUAUUCGGCACAGGCCGCUGAAUUGAUAGCUCUCACUGCGGCUUGCACACUAGCAAAAGGUCGCUCAGUGACUAUCUAUACAGAUUCUCGCUACGCCUUUGGUGUGGUGCAUGAUUUUGGCGCACUAUGGAAACACAGAAAUUUUCUUAAAUCUGAUGGAAAGCCUAUCUUACAUCAUGACAAAGUCUUAGCUUUAUUGGAUGCUAUUCUUUUGCCAAAACAGAUUGCAGUUUGCAAGUGUCAAGCUCACACAGGUGACACAGACUCUGUAUCUAAAGGCAAUGCGCGAGCGGAUGCUGCAGCCAAGCGUGCUGCUGAUUUAUCACUCCCUCCUCCCCCAGCUGAGGCGUUCUGUUUUCUCUCACACACACUCCCUGACUCCCUCUCUGCACUUCAGUCAUUUGCCUCUCCUCCUGAAGUAACCCAGUGGAGAGCAUGUGGAGCUCAAUACAAAGAUAAGGUUUGGUUCGGUCCGGAUGGACUGCCCUGUUUCCCUAAACACUUUUUUCCUCAUUUUGCUAAAUUGACACACGGGUUAGACCAUGUGUCAAAAGGGGGAAUGUUACAGGCAAUAACACAACACUGGUUUACAAAGGGUUUUGCAGCAUAUGCACAGAAAUAUUGUCAAUCUUGUGUUAUUUGUGCAACCUACAAUGCAGGAAGAGGUAUUCCUGUCCCUGCAGCAGCACACCCAACACCAGACAAACCAUUUGAUCACUUAAUGAUGGAUUUCAUAGAACUAACUCCAGACAAAGGGAAGAAGUAUUGUCUAGUGAUGGUAGAUAUGUGGUCUAAGUGGGUGGAAGCUUUUCCAGCAAAACAUGCUAACAGCCAUGCAGUCACCAAGGCUCUGUUAACAGAAAUCAUUCCACGAUGGGGAAUUCCAUCAAGAAUCAGUAGUGAUAACGGCACACACUUUGUAAACGCUGCAGUGGAGGCAGUGGGACAGUUCUUAGGCAUUGACAUGAAAAAACAUUGUGUAUAUCAUCCACAGAGUGGGGGAGCAGUGGAGAGAGAGAAUGGUACGCUCAAAGCAAAACUUGCUAAAUGUUGUGAAGAAACAGUUUCUCAACAGGUUAAAGCAGCCCUCCCUCAGCAGGCCACAGGUCCCCUACACUCGAUCCAGCCUGGCGAUUGGGUGGUGAUAAAAAACCUGCGAAGGAAGCACUGGAGGUCUGAGAGGUGGCAAGGGCCGUUCCAAGUGUUACUCACAACACACACAGCGGUGAAGGUCGCAGAGAGAGCAACUUGGAUCCACGCCCACCACUGCAAGAGGGUGCCCAACCCCACGGAGUCGUAACCCCACCAAGCCUGCAGUACACUCGCAUGCACACACGUAAAGCGAGGCUGCGUUGAUUCAUCAUAGUAAGCAAGUGAGAACCUAGCGCCGCUUCUACUGCACCGGUGAUUACACUGUACACAAUAUACUUCCAGAGAGCACAAAAACACGAGUCAACUUGAUUGACCUUCGAGGGAUGAUCAUCAUGGCUGAUCAAAGACGAUAUUUGGGUUGUGGGAUGAGAUGCAUUCUGUGGUUUUCUUUUGUGAUUGCAUUUUUGAUUUUUUUCCUGGUAUGGUGUGACAUUUUUGGCAGACCACCUGGAUAAUGUCACUUUUUCCAUGUCUUUGUUUGCUAAUCAGACUAUAAAUGGCUUUAGACUUCUUACAACCACUCAACAAUCUCAUCGUAUGACUUUGCUGAAACAUGAGAUGGCCCUAGAUUAUCUUACUGCACGUACCGGUGGUUUGUGUGUAACCCUUAAUUUGACUGGUGAUGCAUGUGUGACUUUAAUUCCUGAUAAUAAUGACAAUAUAACAUCUGUUAUUCAUGCACUUGAGAAGAUUCGAGAUGAGUUUGGGCCCUCUGCUUCGGCAGGAACCUCCUUUAAUGCAUGGUUGAGCGCUAGAUUCGGACCCUGGGGUGCAAUGGUUUUCCAACUUUUGUUACCUGUACUUAUCACCCUAGGAUUAAUAUUAUUCUUUUGUACAUGCACUCUGACCUGUAUGAAAGCCUUGAUGCAUCGUUGGAUAGGCGAGACAGUGACUGGUCAGUAUGCACUCUUGUCACAGGCUGAACUUUUGUCAAAGGAAGAUCCUUUCCCUGUUAGUGAUUAUGGUUCCUCAGCUUCGUCUGAGGAUGAGAUGUAAACAUGUGAUUUCUUCCCCUUUUUUUUUUUCUUUAUAUAUACUUUUGUAAUCGACACCGCAGGGUCUAUCCUUCACAAAAAUAGUAAACGUCUUUUUCUAACAGGCAAUCUGUAUGAUGACAUGUCUUAAAUCCUUGUGAAUUGUCAUGUUUGAUGUAAAAUGAUUUUGUAUUUUUUUUUUUUGAUUAAUGUGUAAUCAAAAGGGGGGAAGUGUAGUGGAAAAAUUCUUUUAACCUCUGUCUUACUAUUUUAUGCUUACUUUGUUUUACAAUUAUAUUUUAUGUUUAACUUUGUAUG
Molecule: messenger RNA, 6220 nt
Organism: Larimichthys crocea (large yellow croaker)
Lineage: Eukaryota; Metazoa; Chordata; Actinopteri; Sciaenidae
Product: protein NYNRIN-like
Exons: 2
Coding region: 2770-5076 (768 amino acids)
Biological process (GO): DNA integration
Molecular function (GO): RNA-DNA hybrid ribonuclease activity; nucleic acid binding
Source: RefSeq, a predicted model, not a curated record